This is a messenger RNA of Arabidopsis thaliana (thale cress), 2060 nucleotides long. RefSeq names its product WD-40 repeat family protein / small nuclear ribonucleoprotein Prp4p-like protein (gene LIS). The transcript is spliced from 7 exons. The record is from RefSeq and is marked reviewed. Bases 207 to 1871 code for a protein of 554 amino acids. Gene Ontology annotation, cellular component: nuclear speck. Lineage: Eukaryota; Viridiplantae; Streptophyta; Magnoliopsida; Brassicales; Brassicaceae.
CUCGGCUUUCUCGCAUCAAAUUUCCGUUUUUGCUACCGUCGUCUCUGGUCAGACUCAGAGGAAACACGGAGCUUGAGCAACUGACAAGACUGUUUCGUGUUUGGGGCUUUCGAAGAGAGUAACGAGAUUCGCGGGUUUCGUCAAUUCCUGGGUUUUCUCUAGAUUGCUGUUUCGGUGGUGUUUUCUUUUGAGGAUUUAAGGGAAACAUGGAACCCAACAAGGAUGAUAAUGUUUCAUUAGCAGCAACAGCUCAAAUUUCAGCACCUCCAGUUCUACAAGAUGCCUCGUCUCUGCCAGGUUUCUCUGCCAUUCCACCUGUGGUUCCUCCUUCUUUUCCCCCACCAAUGGCUCCAAUACCUAUGAUGCCACAUCCUCCAGUUGCCCGCCCACCUACUUUUAGGCCACCUGUUUCACAAAAUGGUGGAGUGAAAACCAGUGACUCGGAUUCGGAAUCAGAUGAUGAACAUAUUGAGAUAUCUGAAGAGAGUAAGCAGGUCAGAGAAAGACAGGAAAAGGCAUUGCAAGAUUUGUUGGUAAAGCGUCGUGCUGCUGCUAUGGCAGUUCCAACAAAUGACAAAGCUGUUAGGGACCGACUUAGACGACUUGGGGAGCCCAUUACUCUAUUUGGAGAACAGGAAAUGGAGAGACGAGCUAGGCUGACUCAGCUGUUGACUAGGUAUGAUAUCAAUGGGCAAUUGGAUAAACUGGUUAAAGAUCACGAAGAAGAUGUGACUCCAAAAGAGGAAGUAGAUGAUGAAGUUCUUGAAUACCCCUUUUUUACCGAGGGUCCAAAGGAACUUAGAGAGGCUAGAAUAGAAAUUGCCAAGUUUUCUGUCAAGAGAGCUGCUGUCAGGAUUCAGCGUGCAAAGCGGCGGAGGGAUGAUCCAGAUGAAGAUAUGGAUGCAGAGACUAAGUGGGCUUUAAAGCAUGCUAAACACAUGGCCCUUGAUUGCAGUAAUUUUGGAGAUGAUCGUCCUCUUACCGGCUGCUCCUUCUCACGCGAUGGAAAGAUACUUGCCACAUGUUCUCUGAGUGGAGUUACUAAAUUGUGGGAGAUGCCUCAAGUUACAAACACGAUUGCUGUCUUGAAGGAUCACAAAGAACGUGCAACUGAUGUAGUGUUCUCCCCAGUGGAUGAUUGUCUAGCGACUGCUUCUGCUGAUCGAACUGCAAAGCUGUGGAAAACUGAUGGAACACUCCUACAAACGUUUGAAGGUCAUUUGGAUCGUCUGGCACGUGUUGCUUUCCACCCAUCAGGGAAAUACCUGGGAACUACAAGCUAUGACAAGACGUGGAGAUUGUGGGAUAUAAACACAGGAGCAGAACUGCUUUUGCAAGAAGGCCAUAGCCGCAGUGUCUACGGAAUUGCAUUUCAACAAGAUGGAGCAUUAGCAGCUUCUUGUGGGCUUGAUUCACUCGCACGAGUUUGGGAUCUCCGCACUGGUAGGAGUAUUCUUGUCUUCCAAGGACACAUCAAACCGGUUUUCUCCGUGAAUUUCUCUCCUAAUGGUUAUCACUUGGCAUCUGGUGGGGAGGAUAAUCAAUGCCGUAUUUGGGAUCUAAGAAUGAGAAAGUCAUUGUACAUUAUACCAGCUCAUGCUAACCUUGUGUCUCAAGUGAAGUAUGAGCCACAAGAAGGCUACUUUCUGGCCACUGCCUCAUACGACAUGAAAGUCAAUAUAUGGUCAGGAAGAGAUUUCUCGCUCGUUAAAAGCUUAGCAGGGCAUGAGUCAAAAGUCGCCUCUCUAGAUAUCACAGCAGAUAGCUCGUGUAUCGCUACUGUAUCACAUGAUCGCACCAUCAAGCUAUGGACAAGCAGUGGAAAUGAUGAUGAAGACGAAGAGAAAGAAACAAUGGACAUAGAUCUCUAGUUUCAUUUUUCAUGUUUGUGCAAGAAAAAAAACUUGGGAUCUAGGGAUUUCGAGAUUAGCUUGUUAGAGAAACUCAUUAAAUUGUAUUUGAUCUCUUGUCGGGAAUUAUAGAAACUCAGGAUGCUGAUACAUUGUCUUGAAAAUUUUGCCAUUUCGUUCAACAAAAAGCAAAUGAAUGAACUUUGUUUA